This is a messenger RNA of Sardina pilchardus (European sardine), 941 nucleotides long. It is a transcript of the gene c20h8orf74, whose product is annotated as chromosome 20 C8orf74 homolog. Bases 20 to 826 code for a protein of 268 amino acids. Lineage: Eukaryota; Metazoa; Chordata; Actinopteri; Clupeiformes; Clupeidae. The transcript is spliced from 4 exons. The record is from RefSeq and is a predicted model, not a curated record.
GCGCCUUACAACACAAGCUAUGGCCUCACUAACAGCAAUGGAAAUGCAAAGGAUUGCCAAAGUAGAGAAAGGAGAAGGUAUGCAGCGUCUCAGUGAACAUUUCCAGUGGAAUGAGUUCGUGGGAGACAGUGAGAGACAGCUCCUGCAUCAGGAGUUUGUGUAUGAGGUGGCAAUGUUCGCAGUGAAUCGUGGAUUCCCUUGGACAGCCACGUCUGAAGUCGCCAAAAUGUCAAAGGAACUACUGCCGAAUCUUAAAGGUUUGGAGAGAGACCAGGCUAUUGAGUUGACUGCAGAGAGAGUAUCACAGUGUCUUCCUAGCCUCCCCCAAGCCCACCACGCCACCAUGUUCAACUUCAUUGCGGAGACUUACGUGCACCACCAACAGCUCUACCAGGCCUUCAUGAGUCUGCCCGCACCAAAGAACCCCGCGGCGCAGCUCAAAGUGGAGGUGCCCCCUGUUCCUCUACAGCUAGCCGAGGGCAUGGACGUGGAGGAAUGGGAGACGCAGAACGCAGUGAGGAGCCUGGCCUCGGCGCAGCAGGAGAAGCUGGCUGAGAUUCGCCAGCUGAGGGAGCAGGCGGGACGGCUGCAGCAGGAGCAGCUUGAAGCCACGCUGGAGUGCUUUGGCAGGGAGGGCAGCCGAGGAAAACAGGAAGUGGAGAAGAUAAUCCGUGACAUUGUCAAAGCUCAAGGGGAGAAGUUCAUGGAGACCAUGAUGAAAGAAAGUGCACUCAUUCAAGAGCUUUUAGAGCUGAAGAUACAAGCGAAAGCCAUGGCACGACAAGAACCUGGUGUCCUCUCAAGUCACCAAAAAACUAAGAAGUAACCUUUUUUUAAAGAGAAGCUUUUCACAUCUGGCAUUGACUGCAAAAGGGAACCCUUUUCAUGUAGUACUGUUUUUCACACCUUUUUUUAAAUAUAAUAAAGCAGAUAUUUCAGCA